This is a messenger RNA of Verticillium nonalfalfae, 1110 nucleotides long. RefSeq lists its product as uncharacterized. Bases 1 to 1110 code for a protein of 369 amino acids. Lineage: Eukaryota; Fungi; Ascomycota; Sordariomycetes; Glomerellales; Plectosphaerellaceae. The record is from RefSeq and is a predicted model, not a curated record. The transcript has a single exon.
AUGACUUCAAUCGGCCCCCAGAUGCCGCCCAGCCCAUCGAAGCGCAAGCGCACCCCCGACAACCAAGAAGACGAGUCACCGCCAACGAAGCAAGCACGCAACACAGACGAGAUUGAUAUCAAUGACGACAACUCCUCAGACGACGGCUUCGGGCCGAGCGCUCCAGCAGCGCAAGGUUCCUCUGCGCCCAAGACGGCCGCCGGCCCCUCCCUCCCACCGACCGCCAAGACGAACACAGACGAGAUAGACCUCGAUGCUUCCGACAACGACGACGACGACGACUACGGGCCCUCCGCAUCCUCAGCAGCCGCCACUGCAUCCGCCAGCAAGCCCUCAAUAGGCCCCUCACUCCCCCCAAAACGCACAAUCGGCCCCUCCCUGCCGCCACCAGCAGACUCGCUGACCGCAGAAUCGCCGACCGUCCACGCCCCCGGCGCCGACUCGGACGCCUCCGACUCGGAAGACGACUACGCACCCGCAUUGCCAGGCUCAAAAGCAGCGCAAGCCCACUUGGCUGCACAGUCCCGCGCCGCCGCCCUCGCAGCCCUCGAACCCGCUGCCGCACCAGCGGCGCCCCAGCGCGACGACUGGAUGCUCGCCCCGCCGCCCGCUGCGGCAGGCUACAGCGAGCGCGACCCCUCCAAGCUCAAAAACCGGCGCUUCGCGUCCAACAAGCCGCACGCCUCGGCGCCGGCGGGCGGUCCCGCUGAGAUCAGCAGCAUCUGGACAGAGACGCCGGAGCAGAAGCGCAAGCGCCUCGAGGACGCCGUGCUCGGGCGCACCGCGCCGGCGGGAUCGGAGCUUGAGAGACAGGGCGCAUCUGCCGCUGGUGCAGCGGCGCGUCCGAGCAAGGAGCAGGAGCGGGCGAGGCGGACGGCGGAGAAUCUCGAGGCUGUCAGGGGGAAGAGCCUGUACGAGACACACGCCACGGCGCGCAAGGAGGGUGGGAGGCGGAAGGACGAGGAGGAGGAGGAUGACCCGAGCGCGCGAGCCUUUGAUCGCGAGAAGGACAUGGCGCUGGGGGGCAGCAUAAACAGCACGCAACGUCGGGAGCUGCUGGGCAAGGCCAAGGACUUUGGGGGCCGCUUCCAGAAGGGGUCGUUCCUUUAA